CCUCUUGCUUUUCUGCACCCCUUUAGUGGAAGAGUACAGUGUCGGCUCGGCAACAGACUUGACAGAGACCAGCUCGGUGGUGGAUGGUGAUUGGACGAUGGUUGAUGAGAACUCCUCCACUCUGAGCCUAAGCCAGGCCGAGCUGGAGCACAUCUCCAUGGAGCUGGCCAACAAAGGCCCACACAAGUCACAGGUGCAGCUCAGGUAUCUCCUUCAUGUGUUCAUGGAGGCGGGCUGUCUGGAGUGGUGUGUAGUGAUUGGCUUGAUCCUGCGGGACGCCAGCGUCAUAAAGCAGGUGAUCGGCUUCCUGGACAGCCCCGAGGUUCCCCAAGAAACUGUGCAGAGUGUCCGCAACGGCUUAUUGGCUGUCGACACAUGGGUCUCCACUUACUGCCUGGGUUACAAACCAUUUCUCCACCUGAUCCAGCCGCAGCUGCAGGAGCUGAUGGAUUCAGCAGCUGAACAGGUGCAGCCUGAGUCCUUCCAGCCCACCAGCCAGAGCUCCAAGCUCAGCGGCUCUGAAGGGCUGGGAGGUGCUCCACUACCGCGGCCAGAGGACAGUAGAGGAGUAGCGGCUCCGCUGGGCCUGGCCCUGCCCUCCCUCGAACCAGCAGGAGGUUUUCCCCGUCCCCCCUCUGAAGACUGUCCUCCUGAGCAGACAGAGGAGCAGGCAGAAGAGGAGGGAGCCUACGACUGUACCUUGUCCUGAAGCCAGGAGCGAGUGUGAGUGUGAGUUUGUGUGUGUGUGUGUGUG
Messenger RNA from Etheostoma cragini (Arkansas darter), 754 nucleotides. RefSeq names its product RAB6A-GEF complex partner protein 1-like. The record is from RefSeq and is a predicted model, not a curated record. Gene Ontology annotation, biological process: intracellular protein transport; retrograde transport, endosome to Golgi. NCBI's taxonomy places the organism in Eukaryota, Metazoa, Chordata, Actinopteri, Perciformes, Percidae. Gene Ontology annotation, cellular component: Ric1-Rgp1 guanyl-nucleotide exchange factor complex; cytosol; Golgi membrane. Bases 98 to 709 code for a protein of 203 amino acids. The transcript has 4 exons.